This is a messenger RNA of Phycodurus eques (leafy seadragon), 2958 nucleotides long. RefSeq names its product zinc finger protein 665-like. The record is from RefSeq and is a predicted model, not a curated record. The coding region runs from base 1 to 2958 and encodes 985 amino acids. Lineage: Eukaryota; Metazoa; Chordata; Actinopteri; Syngnathiformes; Syngnathidae. The transcript has a single exon.
AUGGGUGAAGUGACUCUUGUGGAUGAGCUUGUGAGACAAGUCUUCCUUCCAGAGCCGCAACUAAUCAUCCUGGCCCCGCCGCCCUCUUUCCUCCCGUCGGCCGACGAACCGCCCACUGUUUGGCCCAAGUGGCUCAACGCGUUCGAACGCUACCUCGGCGCACUCGACGACGAGAAGCUGACUGACAAAAGUAAGUGUAUGCUUCUGGAAAACUGUCUGGGCCAAGAGGGUCAGCGCGUCUUCGCGGCGCUCGUCUCGCGGGAACAGACGUACGCGGCGGCCGUCUCGGCGCUGACCGCCUACUUCACCGCCGGCCGCAGCUCUCGUGAGCGCUUGCUCCGAUUCCACCAAAGGGCGCAGAUGGCCGGCGAGAGCACGGAUCAGUUCGUCGCGGCAUUGGAAGCGUUGCUGGCGCCCAUCGACCGCGCUGGCGACGAACUGAUCCUCAAUCAGCUGAUCGAGAAAACAAAAUGUCCACAGCUGAGAAAGCGGCUGUGCUCACAAAAGGAAACGCUCACGCUUGCCACCGCCUUGCGCAUCGCUAAAGAGGUGGAGUCGGUUUUAAACGAUGACGUCAAGCCUGUGGUGCAGCGACGCAAAAGAGGAAGACCUCGGCGAGAGCAGACAGUCGCGAUUGAAACCCAAAGGUCUACUUGCAAAGUCAACUGUAGCUACAAAAAACGGGUGUAUGAGUUGGGUGUUGAUGAAGACGUCGACUACGCCAACAUCGACACCGACGACGACGACAACAACGGUGACGACGAGGAUAAAAACAGUGGUGGCUCCUCAUCACUUGACUUAAAACAGGAGGCAGUCUUGGACAGGCCAAGUACGGCUGGCAACAGGAAAAUCGUGAAACGUUUUUCUUGUUCCGUCUGCGUGGACAGACACUUCGCCAGCGCGCACAAGCUGGCGAGACACAUGAGGACGCACACCCAGGAGAAACCCUUCUGCUGCCCCGUUUGCGCCACCGUCUUCAGCCAGUCGUACCACCUGACGCGGCACAUGCGAGUCCAGCACAACGCCGCCCAGCACGUGUGCCCGACCUGCUGCGACAGCUUCUGGAGCGUCGCGGAGCUCAAGAGCCACAAGAAGACGCACGUGCCGCAAUUUCUGUUGUGCCCCCACUGUCCUGACAAGUUGCUGGACAACGACACAUUUUUACGUCACGUGGCGUCUCACAAGGAGGACAGGCAGGAAGGAGUCGAACCGAUGCGGGGGGGGGAGGUCCAAACCAAUAUGAUGGAACCAUUGAUGGACGACGUCUGUAGUGUUACCGAAUCAGCAACACUACAGACGUCGUCCACCAUCAGCAACGCUGAUGAAAAGAAUGAAUCGGAUGUCCGUGUUGAGACGGAAAUGACGACGCUUUCUCUUGACGGCAGAUGGGGCGCAAGCGUCCCCUGCAAGAAGACCCACGUGUGCGCUGUGUGCAACAUGAUCUUCCGCCGUGCCGACAAGCUCAACCGACACAUGCGUACGCACACCAAAGAGAAGCCCUUCCGGUGCACCGACUGCUCGCGCACCUUCAGCCAGUCGUACCACUUGAGCCGGCACCAGCGGCAAAAGCAUGGCUUGCGGCCAUACAUCUGCCACCGGUGUGGCAAGGCGUUCGCUAGCUGGUUAAAGCUAAAGGAGCACCAGAAGACUCACGCGGGCAAGCUGACGUGCCCUGCCUGCAACGAGAGCUUCAAGGAGAGGGCCCACCUCGAGAGCCACCUUAAGUCGCAUAAGGAGAUCCCCCGUGGCCCUCACUCCCUCAUCUGCGAAGACUGCGGGAAAGUGUUUGGCCGGCGCUACCACUUGAAGCGGCACAUCCUGGUGAAUUGCAAGGCCUCGCACGCAGAUUGCUACACCUGCGCCGAGUGUCACAAGAGCUUCGUCUUGGCGGACGACCUGAAGAAGCACCUGAGGAAGCACGCCAAGGAAAACAGCGGAACGUGUCCGCGAUGUGACCAGAACUUCGGCAGCCGAGAGGAGCUGGAGGCGCACGUGGCGGCGCAUAAUGCUUCCUACCUGUGCAGCGUCUGCGGGAAGAAUUUCAAGGUGGAGAACGCGCUGAAGAAGCACGAGCAGAAGCACAAAGAAGAGCACUUCUACUGCGCCACGUGCCGCAAGCACUUCAGCAACCUCUCGCACUACAAGCGGCACGAGGAGGUGCACGACCGACGCGAGAACAAAUGUCCGCACUGCGAGCAAGUCUUCCUCAAGCUCACCGCUUUUAAGUAUCACCUCCAGUCGCACAGGGAGGAGAGACCCUACCAGUGCACCUACUGCAUGGAUACCUUCGAGCACAACGAGGAGCUAGAGCGCCACUGCCUCAAGCACAGGAAGUUCCGGAAAGAGCGCCCGUACAACUGCACGCGCUGCAACCACGCCUUCGCCACGCUGGCCGAGCUGACGGAGCACUUGGACGGCCACAAGGGCGAGUCGCCGCUCAGCUGCGACAUCUGCGGCCGCUCCUUCCUCAACGCCAGCAAGCUGGAGAAACACCUGAGCCUGCACACGGGCGAGCGGCCCCACCUGUGCACGCACUGCGGCAACGGCUUCCCGACGGCCGCCAACCUCAAGCAGCACAUUUACUCCCACACCGGCGAGAAGCCCUUCGCGUGCUCGCAGUGCAACAAGGCCUUCCGCUCGGCCGGCGGGCUGCAUCUGCACAGCAGGCGGCACAUGGACGCGCCGCCCAGCUUCGAGUGCGUUGACUGCGGCAGGACUUACGGCCGCAUGACCGAGCUGAGGAUGCACCAGCGCUACCACACGGGGGACAAGCCGUACACCUGCGUCAGCUGCAAUAAAAACUUCGUCAGCAAGCACAAGCUGAUGGUGCACGCUCGCAUACACACGGGAGAGCGGCCGUACUCGUGUCCCCACUGCGCGCAGACCUUCAGACAGAGUGGAGACAGAAACAGGCACGUCAAUAAGUUCCACAGUAAAGCUUCCGAACUGGAAUGGUGA